Cebus imitator (Panamanian white-faced capuchin) is the source of this 1492-nucleotide messenger RNA. It is a transcript of the gene RHOG, whose product is annotated as ras homolog family member G. Gene Ontology annotation, molecular function: GTPase activity; GTP binding; protein kinase binding. The record is from RefSeq and is a predicted model, not a curated record. Gene Ontology annotation, biological process: regulation of cell shape; establishment or maintenance of cell polarity; actin filament organization. NCBI's taxonomy places the organism in Eukaryota, Metazoa, Chordata, Mammalia, Primates, Cebidae. Gene Ontology annotation, cellular component: cytoskeleton; cell cortex; plasma membrane. Bases 334 to 909 code for a protein of 191 amino acids. The transcript has 2 exons.
CCAGGACUCGGCGCGGGCGCCGGCCCAUGAGUUAGUUGGCGGAGGCCGCGGGCGGGAGCUUCUCGGCUCAGUCCAAGUAGGGCGGGCGCGGCCGGGCGGGGCGGGACGGGGCCACUGCGAGCCGGCGGAGGCUCGGCGAGGGUGGGUUCCCGGCGGUAGUGCCGCUUCUCGGGAGCAGAGAGGAACCCCGGAGGUCUGAGGGUCCCGGGUUCCGAGAGAAGUGCCUCUGAAGUGGAAAAGCUCAGAUCUGGGAGAUGGAACUCAGGUCACUGCAGCCAGAGGGGUCCAGAAGAGAGAGGAGGCACUGCCUCCGCUACAGCAACUGCACCCACGAUGCAGAGUAUCAAGUGUGUGGUGGUGGGUGAUGGGGCUGUGGGCAAGACAUGCCUGCUCAUCUGCUACACAACUAAUGCUUUCCCCAAAGAGUACAUCCCCACCGUGUUCGACAAUUAUAGUGCUCAGAGCGCAGUUGACGGGCGCACAGUGAACCUGAACCUGUGGGACACUGCGGGCCAGGAGGAGUAUGACCGCCUCCGUACACUCUCCUACCCUCAGACCAAUGUCUUCGUCAUCUGUUUCUCCAUUGCCAGUCCGCCCUCCUAUGAGAACGUGCGGCACAAGUGGCAUCCAGAGGUCUGCCACCACUGCCCUGAUGUGCCCAUCCUGCUGGUGGGCACCAAGAAGGACCUGAGAGCCCAGCCUGACACCCUACGGCGCCUCAAGGAGCAGGGCCAGGCGCCCAUCACACCGCAGCAGGGCCAGGCACUGGCCAAGCAGAUCCACGCCGUGCGCUACCUCGAAUGCUCGGCCCUGCAGCAGGAUGGUGUCAAGGAAGUGUUUGCUGAGGCUGUCCGAGCUGUGCUCAACCCCACACCGAUCAAGCGUGGGCGGUCCUGCGUCCUCUUGUGACCCUGGCACUUGGCUUGGAGGCUGCCCCUGCCCUCCCCCCACCAGUUGUGCCUUGGCGCCUUGUCUGCCCCAGCUGUGCCUUAAGGACUAAUUCUGGCACCCCUUUCCAGGGGGCUCACUGAAUGCCUUUUUCUCUGAGUGCCUUUCUCUCCUUAAAGAGGCCUGCAGAGAAGGGGCUUUGGGUUCUGCCCCCCUCUGCUUAAGAACACCGGGUAUUCUCACGAGCUCACCCAAGCCAGGGUUGGAGCCCUCCCCAAGAGGCCAACCCAGUGCCCCCUCUCCCGUUUUCCGCUACUGACCAGUUCAUCCAGCUUUCCACACAGUUGUUACUGCCUAUUGUGGUGCCUCCUCAGGUUAGGGGCUCUCAGCCAUCUCUAACCUCUGCCCUCGCUGCUCUUGGAAUUGUACCCCCAAGAUGCUCUCUGCCUUCUCCAAGGAGGGAGCCACAGAAUCCUGAGGUGAAUGUGCCCUAACCUGUUCCUCUGUGCCCAGGCCUUAUGCAUUCGCUGACUGACUCAGCCCCCGUGCUUCUGGGGGCCUUUCCUACCCCCAUCAGCAUCAAUAAAACCUCCUGUCUCCAGUG